Messenger RNA from Parascedosporium putredinis, 1758 nucleotides. Lineage: Eukaryota; Fungi; Ascomycota; Sordariomycetes; Microascales; Microascaceae. The record is from the annotation of a GenBank genome assembly.
AUGAAACGACAGGUUAGGAUAGGAUGCUACAGCCGCCAGCUUGUCGAGGCCGAGGAUGCUCAGCUCGACUACCUUGUGGCGGAUUACCUAGCAGGUGACCAUGGGCCUCCUCGCCCGCGCCUCCAACGCCCCUCCCCGGCCGGGCUCCACCAAAAGGCCCCCGGCUACAUCAAAGAGUUCGCCACCUUUGUCCUGGAGCCCCUCCUCCCCCAGAUCCUCCAAAAGAAGAUCAAGGUCGUCACCAACGCCGGCGGCCUCGAUCCCGUCCGCGUGGCCGCCGUGUACGGCGAUAACAUCGUCGCCCGCAAGGACGAGCUCCUGCGCGAGGGCGCCUUUUCCGCCUUUAACCCUCUCAACGCCGGCGCCGGCGACGAAGAGAUGCUCGGCGCCGCAGGGGAGCACGCCAUCCUCAGCCUAAACGCCUACACCGGCGCCGAACCCGUGACCAAGGCCCUGCAGGCGGGCGCCAACAUCGUCGUCACCGGCCGCUGCGUCGACAGCGCCCUCGUCCUGGGACCCCUGGCCCACGAGUACGGGUGGGACUACGCGCGGCUCGGCGACCAGGCCACCCUCGACCGCCUCGCCGCCGCCUCGCUGGCCGGCCACAUCGUCGAGUGCGGCGCCCAAGCCACGGGCGGCAACUUUACCGACUGGGAGCUCUCGGCCGGCAGCCCGCACGGCGGCUGGGCCAACAUGGGCUACCCCAUCGUCGCGUUCGAAGAGGACGGCAAGUUCACCGUCACCAAGCCGCGGGCCACAGGCGGCCUGGUGACGCGGCACACGGUGGGCGAGCAGAUGCUCUACGAGGUGCUCGACCCGGAAAACUACAUCCUGCCCGACGUCGUCGUCGACCUCGCCCGCGUCACGCUCGAACAGGUCGCCGAAGACGUGGUCCGCGUCGCCGGCGGGUUCCGCGUUAACGCCGACAUGAUGCUCUUUGGCGCCCGCGCCGCCGACAAGGGCAAGGUGCUCGGCGAGGCCAUUCUCCAGCGCGCCCGCGCCGUCGCCGAGGCCGAACUCCGCGCCGCCGGUAAGACGGAGGAUUUCGUCGGCUUCGAGUCCAAGGUCAUCGUCGUCGGCGCCGAGCACUCGCUGUCCCCUGCUGCAGCGACCGACGCCGCCGCGCGCUCGCGGGAAGUCGUGGUCCGCAUCGUGGCCAAGCACGUCCGCCGACACGUGCUCGACGUGUUGGCGCGCGAGGUCGCUUCGUUCGGCACGAGCAGCGCGCCCGGCAUCGGCAUGUUUAGCAGCGGGCGGCCGAAAAUCUCGCCCAACUUCCUCGCCUCGAGCGUGCUGAUUCGCCGCGGCUUCACGCGCGGCUGCCGAGCCGUGGUGCCGGCGGCCUCGGCGCGAGGCUUGGCUUCGUCGCCCGAGGUGCGGCGCAAGACCGUACUCACCGGCCACGGAACGAGGUGUAGCCUGCUGGACCUGGCCGUGGGGCGCUCGGGAGACAAGGGCGACACGUCCAACGUGGCCUUCAUCUCCCGGAACCCGGCGUUUUACCCGUAUAUACUGGACCAGGUCACGCCCGAGGUGGUGGCCUCCACCCUCGGUGAGCUGCUUCAGCCCGAUAGCGCCGUCACGCGGUACGAGGUGCCGGGUGUGAACGCGGUCAAUUUUGUGCUUACGAGGUCCCUCGGCGGAGGUGGACUUGAUAGCAUGGCGCUGGAUAGGCAAGGAAAGGGAUACGCGCAGCUUUGCCUGGCGUCGAUUGAGCUGGAUAUCCCGCUCGAGGUUCUUAAUCAAGCUAGGCUUUAG